AUGCCGACAGUUGGACAGAGAAGAAGACAAAUCCAAAGCUAAACACUUAAAAAAACCAACUGUGAGCAAAACAUUUCUUUGGCUGCUGUUAAUAGCAGUCAUAUUAUCAGAGCAAAAAAAGAAGAAAGAAAUGGAGAAGAAAGAACCCAUUUUCAGAAAGCUGCUCAUUUUUUCUGCUCUUCCAAUCUUUAUUCUUUUGCUCUUCUUCAUCCAUCAUCAACAACCAUUAUCUAUUUAUACAGGGUUGCAAAAUUUUGGGAAUAGGAAAAAUGGGGUUUUUACUGAUCCUGUUGAUUUAAUCAAGCUACAUUUGCAACUCAGAAGACUGGUUAGAGAGAAAGAUGCAGCCAAAUUUGAAGCCACAGGAUUUGCUUAUGAUGUUGACAACUUUACUGAAAUAUGUGUUAUAAGCAAGCCAAUUGUAUAUGAUGAAAAAACUUCGACUGUUUAUGUACCCUCCGAAGAUGAAACAGGGCUUACCAAAAUGAUGGUUAAACCGUAUCCAAGAAGGGAAGAUCCGUUUGCCAUGGAACAGGUUACGCCAGUUCAGAUAAUCCGUGGAAAUUACAGCAGUAUCAACCCUCCAGCUUGUCAGAUAACACAUAAUGUACCAGCUUUGUUUUAUUCAUUCGCGGGAUUUGCAGAGAAUCCUUUUCAUGCUUUUAACGAGAUCAUAAUCCCAUUAUUCCUCACCAGCCGCCAUUUUGAAUCUAAGGUGCAGUUUGUACUCACAGAUUUUAGAGGACGGUGGUACUGGAAAUACACUCAGGUUUUAAAGAAGCUGACUUUGUUUGAGAAUAUUGGUAUGGAUUCAACUAAAAGUAUCCAUUGUUUUCCUGCUGCUGUUGUUGGCCUCAGGUAUCAUGAAAAUCUUGCAGUGAACAGCAACGAUGCUCCUUUAGGAUACACAAUGCAAGACGUGAGACAAUUCCUGUGGAACACAUACAAUGUAAAGGUAAAAACCACACUAAAUCUCAAAAAGCCGAAAGUCCUCCUUGUUUCUCGUAGAGGAUCAAGAAUAUUUCUAAACGAAGAUGAGAUGGUGAAUAUGAUGGAACAAGAGUUGGGUUUUGAAGUUUAUAGAGCCUUACCCAACGAAACAAAGAAAUUAGACAAAUUCGCGCAAAUUGUAAACUCGUGUGAGAUCAUGGUUGGGGCUCAUGGGGCAGGGCUAACGAACGCCAUAUUUCUGCCCACGGGUGCAGCAAUGAUCCAGAUGGUUCCCUUGGGUCUAAACUGGGCUUCUGAUCACUACUUUGGUGAACCAGCCCCUGGCAUCGGACUCAAGUACAUCAGAUAUAAGGUUUGGCGCAAUGAGACUUCGCUGUAUGAAAAGUACGGUCCAAAUCAUCCAAUUGUAUCUGAUGCAGCUUCUAUUUGGGCUAAAGGAUAUAUGGCAGUUAAAGAAGCUUAUGUUGAUGAGCAAAGUUUUAGAAUUAAUCUAGAUAGGUUUAAGGGGACACUUCUUGAAGCAUUGAGGCUAAUGGGACAGUCAGAUUCCUGAUUUUGGAUGGAAUUAUUUGUGUUCUCAGGUGAUUUUGGAGGAUUGCAGGUUACAGGGUGUGUAAAUAGCAAGAUUUUGAGGCCACAUUUUCCCUGUCAGGAAAUUUGUUUGUCAUAUACUACUACUGUAAUGAUUUGAUUUGAUUUCAAGAGGGUGAACAUGACAUUAUGAUAACAUGUCAUGUGUGAUAUUUGUGUAAACUUUGUAAUUCUGAUGAAUGAAUUUUCCCCCUCCCAUUUUUCCUUCAAAA
This is a messenger RNA of Spinacia oleracea (spinach), 1754 nucleotides long. Its product is annotated as alpha-1,3-arabinosyltransferase XAT3. The record is from RefSeq and is a predicted model, not a curated record. The transcript has 4 exons. Lineage: Eukaryota; Viridiplantae; Streptophyta; Magnoliopsida; Caryophyllales; Amaranthaceae. Gene Ontology annotation, molecular function: glycosyltransferase activity. Bases 131 to 1504 code for a protein of 457 amino acids.